Caenorhabditis bovis is the source of this 1821-nucleotide messenger RNA. The record is from the annotation of a GenBank genome assembly. NCBI's taxonomy places the organism in Eukaryota, Metazoa, Nematoda, Chromadorea, Rhabditida, Rhabditidae.
AUGUUCAGCUCACAAACUAGUAUUGAAACGAAAGGAGAAGAAGUCGAAGAGGAAGAAGAGAAACCAACAGUCGAGCCUACACCAAUUGUUGAGCUUGAUGAUCAGACUGCUGCUGCAACCGAAGCUCUGAAAAUUCGGGGAAAAAAGAUGGCGCAGAGCCUUCGACCUCGCACGAGUCCUUAUAAGAACAAUGCGGAUGAUGAAGAUCGUUCGGGAUCGCCUGAUUCGAUUGCUGCAACAUACACUAUUCGAGAUAAUCGGACCGAACGGCAGACACGGAUUAAGCUCGAAAGUCUCGAACGACGAUUGAGGGCUAAUGAGAAAUCGAGAAAAGAAAUCGAAUUGGAAGUGGAGAAGUGGAGGAGAUUGGCGGAGCGCAACUCCAAAAGACUUCCCGAAUUGGAAAUUGAGCUUGCUGAAGCGACGCAGGCUCGUGAUGAAUGGAUGGCGAAGAGUCAGGAGUUGGAGGUGCUCAUCACACAGCUGACACAAGAGCGGGAUGAGCUGCAGAAGAGGUUGGAUGAGAUGGAGGAUCGGGUUGAUGGAUUCUCAAGAAAAAUUUCCGUGCUGAUGGAUGUCGGGGAAGAGCCGAAAGAUUUAGAAGGCGUCGAGAAAGAGAUAUCGAACAAUUUGGAGAAGAUCGGGCAGCUUGAAAAAGAGAAUAUGGAAUUGAAAGAUGCUGUGCAAAUGCUUUCAUCGAAACUCACAACAAAUCAAGAUAAUGUGUCAACUCUAAUGAAUCAAUUGGAAUCGAGCAAAAUUCAGAGUUCAGAGAUUCACGGAAUCUGCCGAAAAGAGCUUGAGAUUCGGCAGGAGCAUGAGCAUCGCAUUAAUCAUGACGUCACCAUUUUGAAUUCGACAGUGAACGAGCAGAAGCAUGAGCUCGAAAUGCUGAAAUCCGAGAUCAGAUGUCUUCGAUCGUAUUCGCAGGAAAUGAGCAAUUCGAAUCGAAAUAAUAUCAUUUUGCUCAAAGCUGCUGAAACCGAAAGGAGAAGCUUUUUAGAGACUCUUGUCGUUUUAUUGAAUGAAAAUAUCGAAGCAACCGAAAAUGAUAUCAAAAAAACCAUAAGAGAUCUUGUACGUGCCAAAAAUUCCGAACAGACGAAGCGACUUGAAGCUGAAAAGAAGGCGGCGAAUGCUGAAGCGAUUCUUCUUGAUCAGGCCAAAAAUCAAAGAAGUGCUCUAUUUCGAGCGAGACUAUCUGAAGAAGAGUACGCAAAAGCUGAGGAGAAGAUUGCCGAGCUUGAGCAAGAGCUGCUGGCGAGCGAUUUGGAGCGAAAGAAUCUUGAGCAUCAAAUUUCGAAUCUUGAUAAUUGUGUUGCGAAAGUCUCACAACUUCUCGACGUUCCUUCGACACUUGGAGGCGUCUUCGAUGGAAUUUUUGAAAGGAUUGAAUACCUUCUGCAACAAGAAGCAAUUCAUAAGCUAGUAUUGAAUGAGAAUAGGCUGAUUUCGGACGGAAUUAUUCGAAGUCUGCAAGGUGUCAAAAAAGAGCUAAGCGGUUCGGAGAAGAAAGGUUUGAAAACGUUGAACAUUGUGGAAAAGCUCAACAAAGACUUUUUGACAACGGUGACGAUUGAGACAUUGAAAGCAGCAGAUCUGGAAAAGCAUACGAUGAAAAAGAAAAUGAGCGAGCAGGAGCAAAAAAUUCGGCAACUCGAACGCGAAAAAAAAGAAGGCGAAAGGAUUCGAUCGAUUAUUGCAAAAUGGGAAAAACGGCAGAAUCCCAAAGACGGUGUCAAAGCGUUCAGAUCAACACCAUCCAUAGAUCACGUCCGCACGAAAUCUCAGACUUCGAUGUCCGCAACAUCUCAAACAUAA